GACAGCGAAACCGAUGUCUACUAUUUAUUCAAGAAGUUUGCCGAUAAAUUUGUGCCCAAUUUUGAUGAUGAUAUGAUUAUUGCCAACCUGUUGACCGCGAUCAUACUAUUUAAUCCUAAUCGCAAGGGGCUGACACAUAAAAUAUCUACUAUUGAAAUACCCGUCGGAAUCGCAGACAAGACUACAGGCGCUGAUGACUGGGUUAACAGAUCUGAGAAUUGCCACAGAAUUACAUAA
Messenger RNA from Medioppia subpectinata, 237 nucleotides. The record is from the annotation of a GenBank genome assembly. Lineage: Eukaryota; Metazoa; Arthropoda; Arachnida; Sarcoptiformes; Oppiidae.